GGAGCUCUUUACUGUUGCUGCAUGAGCUCACCAGCUGUGGCGACUCUGGACUUUCCCCAACAGCUUGCACUAUCCCUCUCUCUCACCCUCCCUAUCACUCACCCUCACCCUCUCUCACCCUCACUCUCUCUCACCCUCACUCUUCCCCUCUCUCGCUCUCUUUCUCUCACUCACUCACACUCCCAAAUGCACAGGGAUUGCAGCAGCGCGAGAUGGAGAUCUCCACUGCGUGUGUGAGUGCCUAUUGCCGGUGAGUGCAGGAACGGCAGCGGACGAGUGUCAGUGGUGCUUGAGUGAGGGGAAAGAGAGAGAGAGAGGCAGAGAGAGAGGGAGAGAAGGGGGGAUAUCAUUGUGGAUCUUACGGGUUUAGAGGCUUUUUUCUUUCUUUCUCACUGCUAUCCUGAACCUUGGCUGAUGUGCCACAACUAUUGCAGCUGUCACUGCAGCGGUCCCCUCUCCUCUCUCUGGACAGAGCUCUCUAUGCCACUCAAUGAAUGGAUAUGCACCGGCUCAGUGGGAGAUCUCUGCUUCGUUGUCCUUUGAAUCACUGAUUUGUUUCUCAAGAAACCAUGGUGAGCAAGGAAAACAGCAAGGUCGUGCUAUCCAACUCAGAGUCCGAUUCAGAGGCAGGCCCGUCACAAAGCCUGGAGGUGCAGUACGGUCCUGACGGCAAACAGCAGGUGAAGAAGAGGAACAAAGCCUUACAAGUCCGCUUCAAGGACAUAUGUGACGCCCAGAAGGAGCAGCGGGCAGAGGGGCGAGGAGCCAGGUCCAUUUCCUGUAAAGUGGCUUACAGGAAGUACAUGACGAUGCCUGCGCGGCGCUCCAUCCCCAAUGUGACUAAGAGCACAGGUGUCCAGACGUCACCGGACCUUACGAAACACUACCAGACUUUCCCCUUCGAGCGAAAGAAAGGACACACGAUCAAACACACAGCCUUGGUGGAGGACUACAAGGGUCAAAACAACGGGUUUUUGAGUGACUUGAAAGGGCAGGAGGAGGCGCUGAGUUUAGAGGAGUGCUCGUCUUCUCAGGGUGCAGGGAAGCAUGUGCGGCAGACGCAGGCACUGCUCCACCACACGGACGACAGCAGUGGCACAGAGGAUCUGUUAUCCAUUGCCAACUGUGUAGAUGGGCGUGCGUGCCCGGACUCCUCUCGCAUCACAAAGGACACAGAAUGCUUUGCAAACGACCCAACUCCCAGGGGAGAGCCAGAGAACCCUGCCUGUGGCGCGAGGACCAAACACAAAGGAUUAUCCAAAGCGGACACAAUGGGUGCCAACCCUUCUGCCAAGCGCCAGCUGGCCAACUGUGAGGAACCCUUACAGGACACAAGGUCAAAGGUCACAAGUCCAGUUGCCUGGAACUCCCUGACGCAAGUGGAAGGUCUAGGCCUAGGGAGUCCAUCGGUGCGCUGCAAACGCAAAAAGGCCAUGCAGCCCAAUGGACAACAGUCCCAGACACUGCCCCACCCCCACAGUGCUGGCUGCUCUGUAGCUAGGGUAAAGGCACAACAGUGCCGAUCAGGGACUUUACCAACCCCAAUGAAACCCCAACCGGGCCUGGAGAGCCAGGCUUGCCCCCCAGGACGGCAGGGUGCCUGCAAGGAGAUAGUUCCCUUAGCUGGGAACGGGGAUAUUAAAGAAAAGCUCCAGGCCAUGGAAAACCUCAUCAGCUCCAGUCAGGAGACCAUCAAAGUCUUACUGGGGGUCAUCCAAGAGCUGGAGAAGGGCGAGGCUCAGAGAGAAGGGCUUUCCUACCGAACAGGACAGGACACAGCCAACUGCGACACGUGUCGAAACAGUGCCUGCAUCAUUUAUAGUGUGGAGCUGGACUUCAAGCAGCAGGAGGACAAAUUACAGCCCCUGAUUAAGAGACUGUGCCCCUUGGACGACCCUCAAUACCCUGCUCUGCCUUACCCCCACGAGGUGUUCACCUCAACCCCCAAACGCAAGUCCAAGACUGAGUCCAAAAAGCAUGGUCGCUGGAAACUCUGGUUCCUUUAACUUAGGGAACACUUUGGAUUUUGGAAUGGCCUUUUGGAUCAGUUUUUACCCAUUUACUAUCUUCCCUCAAAGGGAUUUAUCAGAACAGAUUUUUUGCUCCAGAGGACAGAUAACCAGAUACCAGUAAACCAUCUACAGUAUAUCAGGAUUCUGAGUUGGAACUGCACUAGAAAUCAAUGGGGGGGUAAAAAAAUAUAUAUAUAUAUUUUCUCAUGGAGGUUUAGAGUCUGCCAAGCCUUCAGUUUCUGGCUCAAACGCCAGAGAAGAUCAACUUAUACCCUGGCUAGAGGUUAGCAAAACAACAAGGUGAGACUGGAUAUAUUUAGGUCAUCUUGAGAUGUAGCCUACAAUAUGAAGACGGAUGUUAUUUAUUUACUGGGCAAAUGCUUCUCUCACUUUUUAUUUAUGAAUUCCAAUGGCACACCUUUUUGGUCUCUUUCCCCAGAGACCUCUGCUUGAGUAGAAGAGGAAUCACCAUGUGGAAGGCCUGUUUCUCUACAAAGCUACUUUAACCGUACAUCAGCCUGUCGGCAAAGCACAAACAUUUGGAGACUGAGAGCAUCAUGGAAGAAGAAGUUAUAUACAGUACAUUACAGUAUAUUAGUGAACCAACUCUACAUGAACCCUUCUUGCCCCUUCUCUCCAGUCUUGAGAGAACCCAAUCUCUGUCUCCCAGUCUCUCUCUCUGUCUCUCUCUAUACCCUCUCACUCUCUCCACUCUCUCUCUGUCUCUCU
Messenger RNA from Salvelinus sp. IW2-2015, 2741 nucleotides. RefSeq names its product inhibitory synaptic factor 2A (gene insyn2a). Lineage: Eukaryota; Metazoa; Chordata; Actinopteri; Salmoniformes; Salmonidae. The record is from RefSeq and is a predicted model, not a curated record. Gene Ontology annotation, biological process: inhibitory postsynaptic potential. Gene Ontology annotation, cellular component: postsynaptic density.